Messenger RNA from Closterium sp. Naga37s-1, 4632 nucleotides. Lineage: Eukaryota; Viridiplantae; Streptophyta; Zygnematophyceae; Desmidiales; Closteriaceae. The record is from the annotation of a GenBank genome assembly.
AUGACUGGGCACAUGCAUCUCGCUAUUGUCCUCAUUCCCCCUCUGCUGAUUCUCCACCUGCCUCUCCGUCCCCCACUCGUCUCCCCUCCAGAGUUCUCCGACGCGUUUCGGGAGCUGUCCUCGUUUGUGGCGGGCGCGUUUGGCGCUAUAGAGGACGGGAACGUGGGCGAGGUGUUUCAGCAUGUAGCUGUGGUAGAGGACCGCAUUGGGCAGCUCUUCCAUUACUACGUACGUGCGCACACACACACAUGCAUGCAUGCGCCUCCUAUGCGCACAUGCGACUUUCACACCCGUCUCAAGUCAAGCAUCGCACGGGGUGUGUUUCAGAACGUGGAUGUGGUGGAGGGCCGCAUUGGGCAGCUCUUCCAUUACUAUCAUGUGGCUGUGGUGGAGGACCGCGUUGGACAGCUCUUCCAUUACUAUGUACGUGUGCAGUGGGCUCUGCACACAACGCAUGCAUGCAUGCGGAUUUCAUACGCGCCUCUAGCAGUCCCAGUUGCCCGAAAUAGCUCCUUCACUGCUACGUGCGUCUCCUCUCCUCUCCCCCUCUCCCCCUCUCGGCUCGUUCACUAUUACGUGCUGUCUGUACUUGGUUGGUUGGUUGCCGUGGAGUCACUUAUAGUAGCAGCCUCAGGCCUUCCAGUGUGGAGUGCUGCUGAGACGGUGUUUUUAUCUGCUGAGCGCUGCUGCCUCAAAGCCAUGCAUCUAGCACAGGCCAUAGCAGAGCCAACGGAGUCCCUGCUUGUGGAAAUCAACCAAGUGGAGGUGCGUGCCUGCCUACAUGAUCUUUCUCUUUGGAUUGCAAAUAAGAAUGUUGAGUUGGAAAUCUACCAUCUGCGCCCACCAGGCCAUAGCAGAGCCUACGGAGUCCCUGCUCGUGGAAAUUCACCAAGUGGAGGAGACAAGAAAGCUGUACGAGGCAAAGAGGUUCACUCCCUCCCUUUCCAUUCCCACUCCGCGCUCCCACAUUCUUCCCUCGUCUUCUCUCCCCUGCCUUCGCGCACUUAUGCGGAGGCCAGAGCAUCAGCGCGCACCCACGAAUCUGGAGGUGCCUCAAAACCAUCUCUCUUCGAACCCCCCCUCCUGUCGGCUCCCGUCACACGUGUCCCUUGCAGGCGCACUUAUGCGGAGGCCAGAGCAGCAGCGCGCACCCAUGUACCAUCCCCUGCCACCGCACGCAUUGGAUGCUCUGGGGGCGGGGGCGGGGGAGCGGGAGGGGGAGGCGGAGGGGGCGGGGGCGGAGCUAGUUCCGCAUCUGCAGCAGCAGCAGGCGGAGCAGGAGGGGGAGGAAGGCCGGCGGCAGUGGCAGGAGCAGCACCAGUUGGCGAGACAGACUGGGAGGGAGGGGCAACGCGUGGCAGAGGCAGACGGGAGUUUGAGGAAGGCGAGAGGGAGGAAGACGAGGAAGAGGAGGGGAUGGGCGACGAGGAGCGAGCAGCCAAGGAGGAAUUCGACGAAGUGGCCAUGACCCUCGGGUGCAGGAUACUCGCCUUAGAGCAGCGGCGACCCAGGGCGUUGCUUUCCCAGGUGGUGAGGCAUCACGUGGCAAAGAGCCGGCUGCUGAGGCGGUCGCAGCUGCAGCUAGGGCAGCUGGAUGGGAUGAUGGGGUAUCUGGUGGAGGAGCUGGGGAUGGGGGGUCAGCAGCAGGUGCAUCAGCAAGGGCAGCAGCUGCAGCAGCAACAGCAUAAGGCGGCUGUAAGGCAGCAGGGGCAGCAGCAGCAGCAGCAGCAGAUGCUGCCACAGCAGAUGCUGCCACAGCAGGCAAGGAAACGGGUGCACCCUGGCUUUCCCCGAAGCAAGUCCUCUGAUAGCCCCCACAGCAGCAGCACUGUAACCGCUGCUGCUGGUGGUAACCAGAGCUCGGGUCAGAGCUCGGGUGCGGCUCCCCAGCCUCAACAGCUGCAGCACCGACAGCCACAGCAGCAGCAGCAGCAGCAAGUGACGCAGCAGCACCAGCAACAACAACAAGCGAAACAGCAGCAUCUGCAGCAGCAGCAGCAGCAGCAGCAGCAGCAGCAGCAGCAACAGCUUUUUCAGGGGCAGCAGCAGAGGGGGCAGCAGAUGCAUAUCGGGAGAGCAAACGCACACUUGCAAAGGCCAAUCCCCUCACCGUCUGCCCUCCCUAGCGCUGCCUCUGCUGCCGCCCACGCUCCUACUGCUUCUGCUGCUGUUGCUACAGCGACCGUUCCUGCGGCAGCAGCGGCAGCAGCAGCAGCAGCAGCAGCAGCAGCAGCAGCAGCACCUGGAGCAACUAUGGGUUCUGCUACUGCUGCGCCUGGCGCCACUCCCUCCCCUGCACUCGCUGGUGCUGCUGCUGCCACUCCCACUCCCCCAGCACCUCCACCUGCUGCUGCUGUGCUCCAAACACCUGUGCUUUCAGCUGCAGUGGCUGCAGCAGCAGCGGGGGGUGGGGGUGGGUUGAGGGGGAGAGCAGCACACGUGGGUCCCUUUGCCAUGCAAAUGUCUGGUCCACUGCCGCGCCCUUCUGCUGUUGAGCAGGCUGUAGCAGGAGGUGCUGCUGCUGCCUCUGCUUCUGCUACAGCCACUUCUGGUGCUACAGCUUCUCCCAGUCCUGCAGGCAGUGGAGGUGGUUCGGCGGGUGGUUUGGCAGGUGGUUUGGCAGGUGGUUCGGCAGGUGGUUCGGCAGGUGGUUCGGCAGGUGGAGCAGGUGGAAGUGGGGCCGGGCGGUUCAGCUUUGGCUCAACUGGCAGGGAAGUCCCUGCAGGUGGGUUGGCAGGAGGUCCUUCAGGUGGUUUGGCAGGGGGCUUCACAGCACCUGCCUUCUCAUCCAGUUUCCAGCAGGCAUAUGUUCUAGGAGCGGUACCCUCCCAGCCUCCUAUGCCCUCCCAAUCACCCAUGCCCUCUCAACCUGCUACGACCCUCACAGCUGCUCCUGUGUCUGGGUAUGCCUACGCUGGGGCAGCAGCAGGGGGAGCAGUGGGCGGCGGGGCAGGGUAUGGGAUAGAGCUUCAGCCUACCUGGCAGGCUGGUGUGUCUGGAGCAGGUAUGAGGCCAACAGGGGCGGCAGCGGCAGCAGGGGCAACAGGCCUAGCAGUCCCGGGAGCAGUUACGAUGGGGCCUUCAACAGGAGUUGCAAUGGGCGUUCAAACGGGAGGCCUGGGUGUGGGUCAGAGCUACCCGUCCCACCCAGCUUACGGUUUCAACACCAGCCCGAGUGGCGGAUUAGGGUUUGGGAGCAGUAGCAGCGGAUUAGGGUUUGGCGCCUCGCCUGUUUUCCAGGGCGGUUUACCCAGCAAAGCCCUGAGUGGACCCAUAGCCCGCAGCUCGUUCUACGGAGGCGGUGGUUUUCUCUCCUCAGCUGGCAAUCCAGGCCUUACCGGUGCUGGUGGCAGCGGUAGCAGCAGCGGCAGCGGCGGCGGCGGCGGCAGCGGCGGGUUCAGCAGCAGCGGCACAGGGCACAUGCGGGGAGAGAGGCUGAUAAAAUCCGGUCCAAUCGGCCCGAGUAACAGCUACUAUGCUGCAAUGGCCGCUCCUGCUCUCUCCCCACCCAAGGUCACAGAGUUAUACGCCCUCCCGCCUCCGCCUCUGGAGCUGAAUUCGUCUCCUAGUGGAGUAGUUUCAGGGGGUGGUGGGGGUGCUGCUGGUGGUGGUGUGGGUGGCGGUGGGAGUGAGGGGAAAGCGGUGCUACGCUCCCCUGGAGCGAAGGAGGGUUCGUCUGUAGGAGCAGUGGCUGGUGGUGGGGGCAGUGGUAGUGGCAGUGUGGGUGGGGCAGCAUCAGAUGUUCGGCAGGAGCAGCAGCAGCUACAGCAGCAGGGGGCACAGGCCCAGCAGAGUCAGCAGAGUCAACCGAGUCAACAGAAUCAGCAGAGCAGGCAGCAGCAGCAACAACCAUCACCGCAACCACCCUCACAACAACCACCCCAGCAGCAGCAGCAGCAGCAGCAGCAGCAGCAGCAGCAGCAGCAGCAGCACGCGCGGCCGCAGCUCCCCCCGCUACAGCCACAGCCACGGGUGCUGCCAGCCUGGCCUGUGCAGCCCAGGGGGGCGGGCAGGGGGGUGGGAUCACUGCGCCGCCCCAUGUUCCCCACCAUCAUGUCGGAGGGCAGUGAGGAGGGCGAGUCUGGAACAAGCAGCUUCACUGGCUCCCCGGUAAGAAGGGGUGGUGUGCGGUUGAAAGAGGUCAAUGAACUCCCUAGAGCUGCUGCUCCUGACGACCUCCUCACCUUUCGUUCCACCCAUGCCAAUCUUUUUCAUGCACCAAGCGUUCUCUGUUCCUUCCUCUCUUCCCCCGCCCCGCCCUCCUUUCCUUUCUGUUUUCUGCAGUCUCUGUGCUCCAAUGACAGCCCUAGAGCUGCUGCACCUGAGGACCUCACGCUUCCUCGCACCUACGCAACUGCCUCUUCGUCCUCUUCCUCUUCCGCCGCCCAAUCCUCCGCUCCCACUUCAACUCUUCAGCCCCGGCAGCAUCAUGGGAGUUCGGUCGAGCGAUCUCAACCGUCGGAUGCGGCGAGUUCAAGACGGCUGGAGAUCCAGCUGAGGCAGGCGUUUUCGAUGCCACGUCAGCAUCAUCUAGUGUCACCAGCUGAUGGCAUGUGCAGUCCGCAUUCGUCCAUGACGUCAUCGUCGUCCUCGCCUGUGCAUUCGCCACUGUUGCCAGCAGCCGCACAGUGA